AUGAAGAUUAUUUCACUUAUCGUUGACAUUGGAGGACACUUGGUGUUGGUGGUGCCAAUCAGAAAACAUUUUUGCUAUCUAAGUUGCUACAAUAGCAAUAUCAAGAAUCUCAAAGAUCAAUUUCAGAAGCUGGGUGACAAGAGAGCUGGGGUGCAAAUAGAAAUUGAUGCAGCAAAACAGAACGGAGAGGUAAUUGCACCUGAGAUUGAGAGCUGGGUAGAAAAGGUAGACAACAUUAGUGAAGGUCUGCAGAGAUUCCUUGAAGAAGAUGUCAAAGUGAAUGUGAUGUGCUUGGAUGGAUGGUGUCCCAAUUUGAAGUCACGUUAUUUCUUGAGUAGGAAAGCUAAGAAGAAGACUUUGGAAAUUGAUGGGCUUUUAAGGGAUGGACAAUUUGAUAAAGUGUCCUAUCCUCCUCCACCACCGAGAAUAGCAACUUCAUCCAAGGAAGGUUUUAAGGUUUUUGAAUCAAGAAUACCAGUUAUGAAAGAAGUUUUGACUGCUUUAAGGGAUGACAAGAUCAACAUGAUUGCCAUUUGCGGGAUUGAGGGGAUUGGAAAGACAACAAUGGCAAAAGAGGUAGCAAAAAGAGCCAAAGAUGAUAACUUAUUUGAUGAAGUUCUGAUGGUAGUAGUGUCCCGUAAAAAAGACUUGAGCAAGAUUGAAGAUCAAAUUGCAAUGAUGCGACGUUGGGAAAUUAACUUUGAGAAUGUCCUUGUAAUACUAGAUAAUGUUUUGGAAGAACUUAAUCUAAAGGACGUAGGAAUUCCUUAUAAAGUUGAACUCAAUAGUUGCAAAAUCUUGUUAACAUCAAGAAGUGAAGAACUCUGCAAUCAAAUGAAAUCUCAUAAGAUUGUUAGAAUUGAAGCCUUAACUGAAGAAGAAGCAUGGAGCUUUUUCAAAGAGAUGGCAGGUAAUUGUAUAGAUACUCCCAAUCUACAUCCAAUAGCAGAAAAGGUUGCGAAGGAAUGUAAAGGCAUACCCAUUGCUAUAGUUACUGUUGGAAGAGCUCUAGAAAACAAGAGAAAGAAUGAGUGGGUUGCUGCACUUCAACAGCUUAGAAAGUCUAUCUCAAAAAAUAAUUCAGGUUUGGAUUCAACUGUCUAUUCCAGCAUAGAGCUCAGUUACAAUUUUCUAGCAAGUGAUGAAGCCAAGUCAUGCUUUUUGCUAUGCUGUUUAUUUCUAGAAGAUUAUGAUAUUCCCAUUGAAUAUUUAGUCAGAUUUGGAGUGGGACAAAGGUUGUUUGCAAAGAUUGAUAAGGUUGCAGAAGCAAGAAAUAGAGUCCAUGCAAUGGUUGAUAAUCUUAGAAGAUCAUCUCUUUUGUUGGAUAGCGAUGAAGAAGAAUGUGUGAAAAUGCAUGAUGUUGUAGGGGGUGUUGCCAUAUCAAUUGCUAAUGAACAUGUUUGUUGGGAAGAAUGGACAGAGAAAGAUACAUAUGAACAUUCUGCUGUGAUUUUGAUUGUAUCUCGAGAAUUGAAAAAUCAUCCUGAUGGCUUGGAGUGUCCAAAACUUGAGCUUCUUCAACUACCAUGUGGCAAAGAUGCCACUAGACAAAAGCUCCCAACCAAUCUAUUUAAAGGGAUGAUGGGAUUAAAGGUUUUGGCUAUGCAAGCAAUUGGAGCACUUGGGAAACUAGAAAUGCUUAGCUUUCUUGGUUUUGAAAUCAAGGAGUUGCCAGGAGAAAUAGGAAAUUUGAGUCAUUUAAAGUUGUUAGAUCUGUCACAAUGCUCUGCUCUUCGACACAUUCCACUUGGUCUACUAUCAAGUUUAUCUAGACUAGAAGAGUUGUACAUGGGAAAUGACUUUGUGAAUUGGGAACCAACGGAAGGCAAUAGAGAGGGAGCCAAUGCAAGCCUUGCUGAACUAAGGUCAUUCUCCAAUUCUUUGAUGGUUUUACGUCUUCAUAUUCUAAACAUCAAGUUAUUGCCAAAAGAUUUGCACUUCAAAAAUCAAAUGAUAAAAUUUCAGAUAUAUGCGUGUAAGGAUCCAUUUAUGCAUUGGAGUUUUACCACCGAUUCUACUUUCUGGAACAGAACUCAGUAUAUAUUUAAAAACAGUUUGGCACCUCAUGGAAUUGUUGCAAGUGAUAUUGCGGAGAGUCGGAUACCUCGUCUACUGUUACAGAAAUCUAAAAUUAUAUUGUUGAAAGAAAUAAAAGAUUUCAAAAACAUUCUCUUCAAGUUAGACAGAGAGGGUUUUCCACGCUUGGAGGUUCUAAGCAUUUCAAACAGUGAAGAUGUAGAAUACUUAAUUGAUGCCACAUCAUAUCAGACUCCUCGUGUCGCCUUCCCUAUCUUGGAGUCAUUGGAUCUCGAGAAAUUGCCUAAUUUAAAAGAGAUAUAUCAUAGCCAAAUCCCACAGAGAUCCUUUAGUGGUACACACUCGCAGCUUGCUUGUUUUGACGAACUAAGAUCAAUUACGCUCAGCUAUUGCAAAUGUUUGAAAAAUGUCUUUUCAUUGUCCAUAGCAAGAGGUUUGGUUAGAAGGAUAGACACUUUUGGAAGUGACAAGAUGACAAACAUUCAGCAAACUACUGGAUCCUUUCCUGACUCAACACCCAUCUCUCAUAAAUUCUUUUCAUCCAAGACCAUUUUGUGGCAACCUAAUUUAAAAGAACUUUCAUUGGAGGGUUCAAAUGAAAGACUAGAAGUGGUAUUUGAUCUUGAAGGACAGAAGGACAACAAUGACCAUCAGAGAAUCAUAGUACUUGCUGAAUUGAAAGCUUUAAGAGUAAGUUAUUUAUCUAAUUUGAGGUAUGUGUGGAAGAAUGUUCCACAAGAAAUUCAAGGCUUUCAAAACCUAACAUCAAUUAAUAUACUUGAUUGUCAUAAACUGAGAUAUUUAUUCCCACCUACUGUUGCAAAACUACUUGUGGAACUUCAAAGCAUUGAAAUAGGGUGGUGUGACAUGAUUGAAAACAUUGUUCAAAGAGAUGGAGAAGAAGAGGUAGAGGAUGUCAUCUUGUUCCCAAAACUUACUUCCUUCGAUUUACGUUCUCUGCCAAAUCUUAUGAGUUUCUAUAUUGAACCUUAUUCUUUUGAAUGGUCAUCCAUCGAGAAGAUAGAUAUGUAUGAGUGUCCGAAAUUCAAAACAUUUGGGAAGCUGUAG
This is a messenger RNA of Quercus lobata, 3105 nucleotides long. Its product is annotated as probable disease resistance protein At1g61180. The record is from RefSeq and is a predicted model, not a curated record. The transcript is spliced from 3 exons. Gene Ontology annotation, molecular function: ADP binding. Lineage: Eukaryota; Viridiplantae; Streptophyta; Magnoliopsida; Fagales; Fagaceae. The coding region runs from base 1 to 3105 and encodes 1034 amino acids.